Molecule: messenger RNA, 5471 nt
Organism: Fopius arisanus
Lineage: Eukaryota; Metazoa; Arthropoda; Insecta; Hymenoptera; Braconidae
Gene: Eip78C
Product: Ecdysone-induced protein 78C
Exons: 8
Coding region: 587-2221 (544 amino acids)
Biological process (GO): regulation of DNA-templated transcription
Molecular function (GO): sequence-specific DNA binding; nuclear receptor activity; zinc ion binding
Source: RefSeq, a predicted model, not a curated record
CUCACAGGUAACGCGGGCCUCGAGUACCUCGCGCAACUGUCCCGCGGCUCCGUCGUGUGCGCGUGUGCAAUUUCUCUUUAUGAUUGGAGAUUUGUUUGGAGGGGGGUUGGUGAAUAUUUUUUGGUUGGUGAUGUGGGAUUAAUUGUUAUUGCUGUUUGAGAAUUUUGUUUGUUGUUGAUCGGUUCGUGACUGCUUGCUGACUGAGUACUUACUCAUUGUUGAUCGUGAAAGCAGUGAAUUAUAAAAAUUCCAAAUAAAAAAUGACGUCCAAUUUUUCUUGAAAUUCCAGCGAUGGAACACGGGGUGAGAAUUCCAUCACGUACCGUGAAAAACUGGCGGACGUGACGAGAAAAAAAAUUCUAUGUAUUUAUUUCGGGUAAAAAAAAAAAACAGUGCACCACUGGAAGAUGGGCUGAGGGCCCAAAAGUACUUAAAAAAAAAAUAGCUGAAUAAUUUUGAUAGUUCAGUGAUGGAAAUGUGAUUGAGACGGUGAAUGAGAGAUGACAGUUUGUGAUUCAGUGGAUGUGGUGAUUUAUUUGAAUAACGCGGGGGUGUGCCUGGAAUAUUUGGAUAAAGAGGUUGGACAAUGGAUGUUUUUAAAAUUGAUCAGUCGUUAACGGCUGGACUAGGAAGCGCACCGGCACCAGACACACUCACACCGGAUGUGUCGUUUGAUGCCGGAAGUGAAUUCAAUCUUAGUUUCUUCGAUGGUCCAGAGGAUAGUACUCAGGGCUUCAGUGAUCCUGGCUCGGUUGGUAGUGCUAGUGCAUCACCACCACCUGGUACACCAGGAAGUUUAACCGUUACACCUUCAAAUGCCAAUUUGCCACUAGUGCAGGUACCCUCCGGUAUCGUCAUUAAGCAAGAGCAACAUUACGCAGCAGCAGACUCGAACAGUUCGACUCCAGCAAAGAGUUUUGUACCUUGUAAGGUGUGCGGUGACAAGGCAAGCGGUUUUCAUUACGGUGUUACCAGCUGUGAGGGCUGCAAGGGCUUUUUUCGACGAAGCAUUCAGAAACAGAUAGAGUACAGGUGUUUGCGGGACGGCAAGUGUCAAGUGAUAAGAUUGAACCGGAAUCGCUGUCAAUAUUGCCGAUUCAGAAAGUGCCUAGCUGUUGGCAUGUCACGUGACUCUGUGCGGUACGGGCGUGUGCCAAAGCGUUCGCGAGAACGUGGUCCCGAGGACACAGUGGCCACAACGUCACCAACAACGACAACAACAACAGCCACUGGUGGAAAUCAACAAAUAUCAUCGGCUGUUAAUAACAACAACCAUAAUAAUAUCAAUAACAAUAAUAAUACAACAGCUAGCAACAAUAAUGUGACAAAUAAUGGGAGUACUAAUAGUAAUCAGCCACAAAGUGUGAUACCCCGGGUGCCAUCGGCAACAGUUGUCGAGGCAGAUCAGUCCGAUGGUGACAGCAAGCAAUUGGCAGUUUACGAUGUCAUUCUCCAGGUGUCACAGGCCCAUCACGCACACUGUGGCUUCACCGAUGAGUCAACGAGGGGCCUCAUCAAGAAGCCAAUGAUUAUGCCACCAGCGAGCCCGGAAGACCCGGAGGCAGCUUCAUCCACAGCUGAGGCAGUUGAGUCCCAGAGGAUUUGGCUGUGGCAGCAAUUUGCCACUCGUGUCACACCCUCGGUGCAGAGAGUCGUUGAAUUUGCAAAGAGAGUACCUGGUUUCUGUGAAUUGACUCAGGACGAUCAACUGAUACUCAUCAAGGUUGGAUUCUUCGAGGUGUGGCUAUGUCACAUCUCCAAGAUGACGAAUGAUAGUUCGAUGACGUUUGAGGAUGGAACGUACAUCACUAAACAUCAGAUUGAACUGAUGUAUGAGCCUGAGUUCGUAGCAGCCCUGAUGCAAUUCACAUCAGCCCUGAAUGCUCACCAGCUGUCAGAUGCUGAGUUGGGCCUCUUCUCAGGUGCUGUACUUCUUAGUGAAAGGGCUGGACUAAAUGAUGUCAAGGCAGUCCAGAGGCUUCAGGAUCGUCUCCUCGAGGCCCUGAGGAUUCAGGGCGGUAGGAAUCACUCGUCGGAUAUUUCGGCUGUCGGUUGUCCUGGGGUCAUUGGUAUUGCCCAGAGGAUACCUGAGUUGAGGGCACUGGGCUCGAGACACGCUAAUCUUCUCGAUUGGUUCAGGAGAAACUGGACAAAGCUCAAAUUACCCCCCCUCUUCGCUGAGAUAUUUGACAUUCCCAAGUGUGAGGAGGACUUGCAAUGAACCGGUACUUGGAAAAAUUCACGAGGCCUGAAACGUCCUGAUCGCGGACUGCAAGCGAGAUAAAGAACAUAAAACAUAUCUGAGUUGGAACUGGAUCCGUUCAAACCCUAAAUAAUAAAGUUCUUGCCCGCACAAAAGUGAUAACCGAAAGAGAUAACAUGAAAAUACUCACCCCAAUACUCGAUACUUCUCCGAUAAUCGAUGAAAGAAAAAUAUAUAAUAAAAAUGAUCGAGGUGAUUGAUGAGUUCAGUACCUAUAUACUCGAUUUAAAGUAAGUAGACAGAGUAACAACGCUAGAUUAAUUAUUAUUCGAACAAGCGUUGAUACAAUUUAAGGAAUUCAAAUCUCUUCGUCGGCGUGACUCCUUAGGUGCAUGCGCUAAUCUCUGCAAUCUAUUUUUAUUACUUGAAUCUAGGGUAGUAAAAUCAAUUGAAAUGAAUUUAUCUCUAGCCAAUUUUCAGGAGGUGUGGGAGGAUAAAUAAGAGCGAGGGAAUUGCAUAACUUGAGUGAGUUUUGGGAUUAUUUUUCAAUUCCAUCUGAACGUGCUCAUGAUAAUUAGAUUGAAAAUGAUAAUUGUUGAAAUUACGAUAAGAUUAAUUUGCUCAGAAUUUGCACAAUCAUCAUAUCAUUAUUUAAGAUGUGUUUAUUCCAUUAUUUGGGGAAUUAGCCGAGAGAUUCUUCGAUUUUUCUUUUCAUUUCCUGGGUAACGAUUGAAAGUCUGUUGUCAGGUGGAGGAUUUGACGAGAUAUUAAUUGAAAUUAAUAAUAAUUGCAAUUUUACUUUGAAUAUAUUGGAGAGGAGAUUCUCCACGUGACAAUCACGACGACGAAAGCUAAUCUGUACUUAAUUAAACGGUAAAAGCACUCUAUAUAUAUAAAAGAAAAGAUAUAUGUACAUUCAUGAUAUUAAGGAAUUUUGAAUUUUAAGCGCUCACAUCAAGUUGUGAAUUAACAUAUCAUACAUUACUAAUAUAUUGAAGAAAAAAAAAUGAUAAAAACUUGAAUAUAAUUAAUAUAUAGAGAGCAAAAUAUAUCGAAGCGAAGGAACAAUGACGAACCAUUGGGACUGGACUGUUGCAAUUUUUUGAGAUUAAACUCUCAAUUUAAUAAAUCGAGUAAAAAUAAACGAACGAAUAAAAAAAUCUAGAUUAAUAAAUCAGUCAACAGUGCAGAUCCCUUCAAAAUUUUCUAGUCCAACCGAUGAUUUCUUUUUUUUUUUAUCAAUUCGAAAACUCGCGAGAGAAUCACAUUGAAACGGCCAAAUACUUCGUUAAUAUUAAGGUACACUAAGGGGUGAAAUUGGUGGACGAUGAAAAUUCCCUUCAUCUUCGCUAUAAUUUCAGCAAUUAAGGACAUGAGAGAGAUUUAAAAAAAAAAUGGUGCUAUCCUCGUUUGUAUUCCUUGGAAGCCAAAAUUCAUUUCCAACCGUGGAAAUGCGCACAAAUCGUUCUUUCAAUGAUAAAUAAUCAGCUGUUCAUCAGUUCAACGCGACAAAGACAAUUCAUGAGACCGGGUGCGAGGGGGUGGUUAACCAGGAAGUGUUAAAAUGUAUAUAUAACGAUAAUUAUGUACUAGAUGAUAUACUAUGACUGCUCUAUACUGCUGAAGUACAAAUGUUUUCAUUUAAUUACGUUAUACAUAAAUUUGUUUCUUCAUUUUUUAAAAUAUCAGUACUCUACGCAUUUUUUUCUAUAUUUAUUAUUAUUAUUAAUGUUAUGGGUGAUUAUUUUUUAUGGAAUACGUAAUUAAUGUAAUGAGUUUUAUUGGAUUUAAUGGAGGGAUUAUUGAGCUUUUGCCUGUCACUCAUUGAUUUUAGGUGUUUUAUCGCUUCAGGAUUCAUUCUCUUUCCGCUUUAUUUCAUGUUUCGAUUUAUUUUCGUAGGGAUUAGGGAUUUUUUCUCGUCGAGAUGUGGUAUGCGACAAUCAUCCAUUAUGUGGAAACUAUUACGUGUUGAAAUCAUGGCUUUUUGAGAGGUUUAAGGGGUUCUAUUUGGAUUUGACGCUUGUUAUUAUUUAUCCGAGGGCCACGGAAAUUCGUUGAUUAUUGCAAUAUCAAUUGAAUUCCAUCUGACAUAUCGGACUGUCGAUUGAAUUUUAGACGAAUAGAUUGGCGUGAAGAAUCUCUCUAGAUCGUAAUCAAUUCGAAACAUCGAUGGAAUCAUGAAAUCCGCUGAUAUGUGAUUCGUGAAAAAAAAAAAUGCACAAACGUGUUCUAUAAUUUAUCAAUAAACUCCACGGUGACUUGCGUACUUGAACUAAUCGAUUGGGAGAACUCGGGAGGCUAUUUAAUCGAUGAAAAAUAAUUUAAUCACGUGGUACCAAUCUGUCACUUCUGCUCAUCUAACGAUCGUGUAAUGGAAAAAAAAAUCUAUCAUUUGGGAGGAAUUAUUAAUCGUAAUACGACUCGGUGCCAAUUAUGAAUUAAUGUUUAAACUAGGUUUAGGGGGUGGGGAGAUGCGAUGGCAAUUCUAGGUAAAUUAUCCUGAGAUUAAAGUGGAGCCUCUGGAAGCCAGGAACUGGUAAAUUGUGAAAUUUCGCUUUUUUCCUUUAACGAUUACACAUCUCUUCGAUUACGAGGUGUUUCAUUAAAACACUGAUGUUAGAGAUUAGCCCAUAGGUACAAUGAAUUUUACCAUUAGUUGGAAUCAUGAUGUUUUUUCAUUGGAGAAGAAAGUAACGAGAGAAAAUGAAAUUUAUCUAAUUAGGGGCGAUAUUUCACUGAGAUGCGAUUUGAGGAAAAAAUAGUUUAAGUAUAUGAUAGAGAUAAUAUAUUCCCACGUUUUCAUCGACUCCUUUUGAAAAUAAUUACAAAACUAUUUUUCAUUGUUGUGUGGUUUUAAAUAUUGAGAAAAAUGCUUGAUCCACAUUUAUUAUUUCAUUAAGUUUUACUGUAUUUAUAACAUAACGCUCAUUUUAUUUACAGUUUAUCCGUUUAUUAUACUUUAUCCCUGUUUUCACCAGAUAAAUUUUUGUGAAAAAAAAAAGACAACAAUACGAAGAUUAAUGUAUCGUCCAUUGACACAUGUUUUUUCAUAUGAAACGAUGGCAUUGCCGAAAUAAAUAAUGGGAUUGGAAGACUUGAAUCUGAAUAAAUGAUGUUUUUUUUUCUCUGGAGAGCCCGAUUUAUGUCAAAAAGUUUAUUAUAAAAUAUUAAGUACAUACGAUUUAACACUACAUACUCAAACAGGUGUAACGUCAAGCUCGAUUUGUGAUUCUCGAAUUAUUACUUUUUUUCUUCAUUCGUCGAUUGA